AUGUCUAAUUUAGCAGGAAAAGCAAGUUACUUUGGAACCGGGUCAAAUUCGCCAAGCGAUUUGAUUGCAAUAAGGGAAAACUUAGGCUUAAUGUCAACGCGAGAUAUGCCACUAGGAGAGUUUCGAUUGAAAGAUCUCAAAUACGAAAUUAGUUCUGCAAAGAAGAUUUUGAGAAGCAUAAAUAAUGACAUUCAAUCUAUAAAAGAUAAGCAUUCCAAAGAAUUCAAAAGUAUUUGGAUGACCAUCAAGGAGAUCAAAGAGCUGAAGGAUGAGAAAGAGCCCUUGCAAAUGCAAAGAGAAAAUUCCCCAGCCAAUUCAAAAGUAGUAUCAAAUCAAAUAUUUGAAUUGCAGACAAAAGUGAAUGAAAUGCUCACCGAGAUGAAUGCGAAAAAGAGCUCAAGCUUAUCCCAGAGCUUGAUGGAUAGCCAAGGAUAUGGAUCUUUAUCUGAAAGGCUUUAUAGAAAGACAAAAUAA
This is a messenger RNA of Blepharisma stoltei, 474 nucleotides long. Lineage: Eukaryota; Ciliophora; Heterotrichea; Heterotrichida; Blepharismidae. The record is from the annotation of a GenBank genome assembly.